This is a messenger RNA of Micropterus dolomieu (smallmouth bass), 2289 nucleotides long. RefSeq names its product trichoplein, keratin filament binding. The record is from RefSeq and is a predicted model, not a curated record. Gene Ontology annotation, biological process: apoptotic process. NCBI's taxonomy places the organism in Eukaryota, Metazoa, Chordata, Actinopteri, Centrarchiformes, Centrarchidae. Bases 146 to 1645 code for a protein of 499 amino acids. The transcript has 13 exons. Gene Ontology annotation, cellular component: keratin filament.
AGUGUAUCGGAAUCACAUCCAUGGUAACUAAGGAGAAGUGAGGGAUUGAUAAAAAGGUGAUUUUUUUAAGUAUAGAAAUGCAAAACGGGUACUGAAUUUAACAAACAUUAAGAGAAGGCAAUUCAAGUUAACACCGAACAGGUCUAUGGCUCUGCCGACCUUUUCAGCCCAUGUGCCCAGUCGGUCCCGGGUUCUGGCUGGACAGCUGGCCCGGCAGCGGGAGCAGGAGGCCCGGUGGCGGCAGCAGUGGGAGCUGCAUGCUCAGUACUUCAGACAGCAGAAUGUGUGCAGCCAGAGACAGGCGGCGUGGAGCUCCCGUCACUCCUACCAGCAGAGUAUGUCAGCAUAUCAUAAACAGAGACUGGAAGAGGAAAAGAAGGCCAGCCUGGAGCAGCGCAGGAAUCGGCUCAGGGCCAUGCUUCAAGAGGAGCAAGACCGGCUGGAGGUGGAGCUCAGGGAAGUGGUCCCUGACAGGAGCACACUGGCAAAUCAGCUGGUGCAAAAAACUGAUGAGCUUCGUAAAGCAAGGGAGGAAAGAAGAAAAAACCUUGCACAAGAGCUGCUGAGGGAACACUGGAAGAAAAACAACCCAGAGUUGCGAGAGGUUGAGUCGGCGUUACAUAAAGAUCAUGUUGUCAACCAUUGGAAGGGGCAGAUAUCUGAGAGGAAACAGCAAGAAGUGGCUGAACAGGAGGAGAAGAGACGCUUUGAAAAUGAGUACGAGAGGACCCGAAAAGAGGCACUGGAGAGGAUGAAGCAAGCAGAGGAGAAGAAGAACGCAGAGGAGAGGAAAAGGGCUGAAGAACUUCGCAAACAGAUGGAAGAACUGAAGCUGCGGGAAGAGGAGGCAACUCGUCUAAAGAAGGAGCAGGAGGCUCUGCUGGUUAAGCAGUGGGAGCUGGAGAAGAUAGAGGAGGAAAGGAGAGAGGUGGAGGAAAGGCGAAAGAAGUCUGAGAUGGGGCAUUUCUUGAUCCGUCAAUAUCGUGCUCAGCUGAAGAGGAGAGCCCAGCAAGUGCAGGAGGAACUGGAGGCCGACCGCAAGAUCCUGGCAGCUUUGCUGGAAGGACAGCAGGAGGACAGGAGGAUGGAGACUGCGCGAAGGGAAAGGGCCAUUGCUGACGCUGCCUGGAUGAAACGUGUGAUUGAAGAGCAGCUUCAGUUGGAGCGGGAGAGGGAGGCUGAGUUUGACCUGCUUCACAGAGAGGAAGCUCAACACGUGUGGGAGAAACGAGAAGCGCAGUGGGAGAAGGAGAGGAAAGCCAGAGAACGGCUCAUGCAAGAGGUGCUUGCGGUGAGACAGCAGCAGCUGGAGCAGAAGGUGCAGAAAAACCGCGAGGCUCAGGAGGAGUCCUUGAGGAGACGGGAAGAGCUGAUCCAGGAGCUGGAGCUGGAGAGGGAGCUCAGACGACAGGAGACGGUGCAAGAAGAGGGCCGCAGGACUGCACGGAUGCAAGAGAUAAAUACUCAGGUGGAGCAGCAGCACCAGCAGCGGUGGGAAGAGCAGUGCAGGAUAGAGCAGGAGGACGAGGAGAACAGGGAGGCUCUUCGGGUCCAGGAGGAGGAGCUGAGGCUGGAGAUGCAGAGGAUGGCCAAGAAAGGGUACCAGGCGAAGAUUCAUAGCAGGCCUCGAUCCGCCUGGACAUGAGCUAUCUGCAGGACAGGAAUCAGAACAGAAUUGUGAGACGUAUAUUUUUGUACAUGUAAUUAUCUUUAAUGGAUAGUUUCACAUUUAUUCAAGUGUGUCAGUCACAUGCCUGCAUGUUUAUGCCUUAGUAGUCACUACAACUGGGCUCCUUCUGUACAGGAUUGCAGUGUAAUAGAUGGGGGUUAAAAUUCAGUCCUUGUUCCAUGUAAAAAUGUUCAGACAAAGCUAAUGUGAGGUACUAGCAAUUCCCUGUCUGUUUUCUUGCUUAACUGCCAGGGAGGCGUCGGUAACACAGAGAGAGUAUUCCAUACCAACAAGAACUUUGGAGCUUUAUAAUGCAUUUUUGCCCCCAUCUCUCACACUGGAACAGUGUUUGUGAAGGGAUCUUUUCACAACCAGUAUGGAGAGGAUGGACAUUGUCAUCAACCAAUAACUGGGGUGCAGGUAGUACAGUUGGUAGAGUCUUUUAAAGAAUGAAGUAGGUUAUAUUGGGUCAUCUUGAUGUUAAUUUUAUGCUGGUUGUUUGCAUAUGUAGAAAAUAAUUGAUAUGUUUGCAUAUGUAGAAAAUAAUUGAUUUUUAUAGCUGUAUAUUUUCUAUCCUGAAUUUGUAGACUGUUUUAAUAAAAUUAUUCCAAUAAAAUCGA